ACGAUGAAUAGCGCACCUCCUUCUUCAUGAUCGCCUUGGUCGGUCUAACUGGAUAGACCGUUUGUCACACACAGAUAGGUACCGAUCUGUCGUAAGCCCGUGAGUAUGAAUAAACACGAAACUCAAAAAGAAAACGUACAACAACAGUGAAUUGCAAAUCGCCGUAGUAUCUCUUGCAUUUUAUCAAACUUUUAUUUUUUUCGCCAUCAUAUAAGUAUUAUAUAAGCCGUAAUAAGUUUAAUACUGCGCUAGUAGAUAGCCUGUAUUUAGAUUCGCUAAGAUUGGUAAGCUAAACGCACUUUGUACUGUUGGAAAAUCAACUGAAUUAUACUCCUGAUCAUUUAGGUUAGCUACAACUGCUGCACAUAUCAGAGCCUACAAUCAUUUACAUCAAAUACGCUACUGAUUGGUGAGAAAACUGCAAACUAAUAACUAAUCAUUGUAUCUAAAUAAUUAAACACCAUAAAAUGUAAUGUAGGUUGCACGACAUCGAGCCGAGGUAAAGUUUGAUAUCAGAUCAUAUUGGCAUUUUUGCAACAUACUAUCGGAACUCGUAUAGACCCGCGACAACCCCGAAAACAUCCACCGUCCGAGAGACAGAAUGCUACCUAAGAGGAACUAAACGUGAGUUAAUAAUCACUAAGCCACAUAACAAACAUACGUUGUUUAGGGGUUCGCCUAAUGAAUUUCACGGGUCACAUCUGAUAAACUUUAUAACUUAUUAUAACUAACUUUCUAUUCUAUAAGUUGAUGUUUAUAUCCAUUCUUAUUACUAUGUUGCCCGCAGGAAAAUUAUAUUCUCCCAAAAACGAGCUGAUCGUGUUUUUAAUUCAGUGCCUGUUGGAGAAUAACUUUUCGGAGAUUGAUUCCCGUUGAAACGACUUUCAACAGCAUAUAAUUUUCGUUUAUCGGACGAGUUGCGCGUGAUGCCGAGUCGCGGAUGUAUAAAAUCGGGUGCGAAGGGGGAUAAAGGUGCGCGAAAAAUGUCAGAUGAAGGUGGUGCGGUUGGUGGUCAAAGUGCUGGUGGUGGUGAGAUUCCGAAUGUGGUUGUUGUGGAUGAAACUAUGGAAGGAUCUUCGUGCAAGACGUGCAAAAGAGCGGACACCAAGAUGAUGGUUCAGUGUGACAAAUGCGAUCAGUGGUUCCAUUUCUCCUGUGUGGGUGUUUCUGAAGAUAUUGCCGACAAGAGCUGGAGCUGUACAAACUGCGUUACCGCGACAUGGAUCCAGCGAACUGAGGCAGCUUUAGACAACGGCACCAAGCGGGACGAUGACAACCUGGAGCGCAGGUCAACCAGGAGCCAGCCAAUCGGGAACAUCGUUACUAGCACGCGUUCCAAUCUAGUGAUACCUCCAGGAAAUGAAGUUCAUAAGGCUGCCUCCGUGGAUCGAAAUCCCAUCACCAGUGGUCGAAAAUCUUCAACAAAAGUGGCGACCGAUCAAAUGAAGGCCGAUCAGCAGAAGCAUCAGUGGGAGCUCUCUAACAGAGAUAGUCGGAAAGCAGAUGUUCUGGUCGAGGACGCCGCUAAAGCCUUAUCGGAGGUUUCCUUUUCUUCGUCGCAGAAGUCAGCGGUUAGUCGUGCAAGGCUUCAGCUGAUGCGGCUACAGGAGGAAAGAGAAUUUCAACAGCAGCAAGAAGAGCGCCGAAGAAUCGCCGAAGAAAAAGCUACACAAGAACAUCGAAAGUACCUGGAGGAGAAGUACCGGUUGCUCGAAGAGGCGUUGAGCGAGAAAGGAUCGAGGAGAAGUGAAAAUGGAUCAAAGAGCCGCAGUGAAGCCUCAAGUCGAGUGGUUGAUUGGGUACAGAAAACCAGCCAAAUUCAGCAGAUCCUACCAGACGUGAGUGGUUUUAGUAGGGAUAAACCUCAACUCCCCGUUGACAACUUGGAGCCAACGCAAACCACUGGGCGGUUCGUACAGCCACGAAUUCGUUUCGAACCAGACGCCCAUACUAGAUUCACUAGUAAUGCAGAAACUGGUCAACAAUUCGACCUGCGUUCAGUGGUUCAUCCAAAUUACACAGCAGCAGCAGCAACGACGGCAGCUGCGAGACGUCCAUCGCAGUCCAAUCAUUUCCAUCAGGGAGGAAUGCCAUCAAACCCUAUCGGUGACCCGUUUACCUGGCCAUCCAGACCCCCAUUCAAUUCCACUACAUUUGAUGGACAGGUCCUGGCUCCACCGGCUUCCUCUACCGGUGUUCACCAUCAGAACUCUCAGAGUGGCAUCCGCGCCUCCCAAAGACUGUCUCAGGAGGAAUCUCAGGAUGAGUUUCAGCUUUCUCGAUCUCAAGUGGCAGCCAGACAAGCAGUACCGAGGGAUUUGCCAACGUUUUCCGGUAAUCCAGAAGAAUGGCCGAUAUUUCUGUCGAUGUACAACCGUACGACCACGAUGUGCGGGUUCACCGAGGAGGAGAACCUGGUUCGACUGCAAAAUAGCCUGAAAGGCAAGGCCUACGAAGCGGUAAAGAGUCGGCUGAUGUUCCCUGGAAACGUUUCAGGCAUUCUGUCGACCCUUAAGAUGCUAUUCGGGCAACCCGAAGUCAUUAUUCAGUCGCUAAUUGAGAAAGUGAGCUCUCUACCGGCCAUCAGGGAAGACAAACUGGAUACACUGGUUGAUUUUGCCGUACACGUGCAGAACUUCUGUGCCACCGUAGACGCGUGUGGACUGCAGGAGUAUAUGUACAAUAUCACGAUGCUACACCAGUUAGUCAGCAAGCUGCCAUCGUCGCUCAAACUCAACUGGGCGCAGCAUCGUCUAAUGGAACCCACGGCCAACCUGGCGACCUUCAGUAGGUGGAUUUAUAGCUUGGCAGAAGCGGCAAGCAUCGUCACCUUCUCGCCGCCGGUGCAGCAUGAAAAACCUUCCCGAAAUGAGGUUCACGGUUCAAAAAAGGGAAAUGCGUAUCUCAACACCCACUCUGAAGCUUCCGAGGAGAACAAGAAUGCUUCGUCUAAGGAACACGCGAAACCAGCGCCGGCGGAACAGGUUUGCCCAAUCUGUAAGGGCACUUGCAAAUCCGCCGACAAGUGUAAGCGCUUCGUCGAGUUAUCCAGAGAAUCACGCUGGGCAGCUAUCAGGGAGUUUGGUCUGUGUAGAACCUGUCUGCGCAUUCACAAGGGAAACUGCAACGCCAAACCGUGCGGUAAAAAUGGGUGUACCUAUCGGCAUCACGAGCUGCUGCACAACGAUUCGAAGGAAAGGCCUCAGAAUACCGCCGCCCCAGUUGCAGCUGGAAACGAAAGCAAGCCAUCUGCUCCACCUUGUCCAAAUCCAUCUGGAUGCAACACUCACCAAACAGACGCCAGCUCUGCGCUGUUUCGCUACCUCCCUGUCGUAUUGUACGGUAAAACGACCGUAGUUCAUACGUACGCCUUCUUGGACGAGGGCUCCGAGCUAACCCUGCUUGAUCAAGAGCUGGCUAAUCUGCUAGAGCUGGAUGGUGCCGAACGACCGCUAUGCCUGCGUUGGACGGGAGGAACGGAACGCUGUGAACCGGAUUCCCGAGCAUACAAUCUUCAAAUCGCUGGAGCUAAGGAAAGAAGCAAGCGGUUUGAUAUCAACGACGUACGAACGGUGAAGGAACUUAAGCUACCAUCGCAAACAUUGGAUAUGACCAAAUUUUCCCAGGAGUAUUCGCAUCUCCGAGAUCUGCCGAUCGACUCCUACCGAGAUGUACGACCACGCAUACUGAUCGGAACCAAGCACGCCCACCUUGGCCUCGUCUUGAAAAGUCGAGAGGGAGAAUUCGGGCAGCCGAUAGCAGUUAAGUCGCGACUGGGUUGGACCAUCUGUGGAGGACAAGGCAGUGAUCGUGGAACAAGUCUUCACCACUACAGCUUUCACAUCUGUCCGUGUAACACCGAAGCAGAUAAGGAUCUACACCAAGCGAUAAAGGACUACUUUUCCCUCGACAGCCUAGGAGUCAUCAAACCAGACAAAUUGCUGUUAUCUGCCGAAGAUGAACGGGCUCUCAUGCUGCUACAGUCGCUAACGCACCGCAGGGAAGGACGAUACGAAUCCGGCUUACUCUGGCGAUACGACGAGACCCGUCUACCGGAUAGUCGAUCCAUGGCGCUGCAACGGUUCCAAUGCCUAAAGAAGCGGAUGCAUAAAGAGCCAGAGCUGCAAACAACCUUGCAGGGAAAAAUUGACGAGUACUUAGCCAAAGGCUACAUCAGGCUGCUCAACGAUGAGGAAGUAAACCAAAAAGUACUGCGCCGAUGGUAUUUACCGGUUUUCCCCGUGACCAAUCCGAAUAAACCCGGAAAGGUGCGGAUAGUGUGGGAUGCCGCGGCAUGCGCCUACGGCACAUCGCUCAACUCGGCUCUUCUCAAAGGACCAGACCUACUUUGCUCCCUCCUCACUAUUCUGCUCCAGUUCCGAGAACGUCGCAUCGCGCUCACCGGUGAUAUACGUGAAAUGUUUCACCAGGUGUUGAUCCGUACCGAAGACCAAUUCAGCCAGUGUUUCUACUGGAUGAAUGAACGUGGAGAAACUGAGGUGUAUGUCAUGCAGGUUAUGACCUUUGGAGCGUGCUGCUCCCCAACCACUGCACAGUUCGUGAAGAACGCAAAUGCCGACCGUUUUGCAUGCGACUAUCCAGCAGCACAUCAAGCCAUCACGAAGUCCCACUACGUCGACGAUAUGCUAGUCAGCGUGGACACCGAAGAGCAGGCCAUCCAGCUGGCUAAGGAUGUUAGGCACGUCCACCAACAAGGCGGGUUCGAGAUUCGGAACUGGAUCAGUAACUCAAGUAGGGUGCUGGCAGCGCUGCAAGAAGUAGAUACCGACGAGAAAUGCCUCGACCUGUCUUCCGAAUUGGCCACAGAGAAAGUUUUAGGCAUGUGGUGGAACACAACCGACGACGUCUUCACCUACAAAGUGGGAUGGAACCGAUACGAUCCGGCUUUGUUAAGAGGUGAACGCAGGCCAACGAAACGGGAAGUUCUUCGCGUCUUGAUGACCAUCUUCGACCCGCUUGGUCUAAUUUCCCACUUCUUGUCGUAUCUAAAGAUUCUGCUACAGCAAAUCUGGCGAUCCGGCGUACAAUGGGAUGACGAAAUCGACAACGACGCCUACGACAAAUGGCUUACUUGGUUGAAAGUGCUCCCACGCGUCGAACAUGUGAAGAUUCCCCGGUGCUACAACUCCGAGUUCCUUACAAACGAAUCCGACGAAGUUCAGCUGCACACGAUGGUGGAUGCUAGCGAGAACGGCACGGCCGCCGUUUGCUAUCUCCGUUUUGUCAACAAGGGAUCCGCUUCCUGCUCCAUAGUCGCAGCCAAAUGUCGAGUUGCUCCGCUCAAGUUCACGUCGAUACCACGGUUGGAACUCGAAGCGGCUGUAGUUGGCGCCCGACUAUCGCAUACCGUCCAAAAGGCGCUAAGCUUCAAGAUCCAUCGGAAGCUGUACUGGUCGGAUUCCAGAGACGUCCUCUGCUGGAUCAACUCGGACCACCGACGUUACAGUCCGUACGUGGGUCACAGGAUUAGCGAAAUACUAGAAACAUCCGAAAUGAACGAAUGGCGAUGGGUGCCGAGCAAACAAAAUCCUGCCGACGAUGCCACCAAGUGGAAUACCCUACCAGAAUUGAUGCCCAAAGACAGGUGGUUUACAGGUGCAGAUUUUCUCUGGUACCCUCUGGUUGGCCGAAGCCGCCCAACCGCAAGGAUUCGACCGACAAUGAACUACGCCCGUCGCUUCUAG
This is a messenger RNA of Aedes albopictus (Asian tiger mosquito), 5705 nucleotides long. RefSeq lists its product as uncharacterized. The transcript has 2 exons. The coding region runs from base 927 to 5705 and encodes 1592 amino acids. NCBI's taxonomy places the organism in Eukaryota, Metazoa, Arthropoda, Insecta, Diptera, Culicidae. The record is from RefSeq and is a predicted model, not a curated record.